UCAUCCAGCGCCGUCGCGCUGGAAUCCUUCUUCCUCGCGCCGCUCCUAUUUCUUCCUCGCCUUCUUCCCCUUCCCCGUUGUCCGAGGCUUUGUUAUCGCUCGCCGUUCGAAUCUUCUAGAAGCUGUGAAGCCCCCUUCCUUCCCUCCUCCCCCGCAUGCAUUGGGCGGCGUCGGAGAUCGUCCCUGAUGGGCAACAGCGGUCGUUGCCGACGCCCUUCCUGACGAAGACGUACCAGUUGGUCGACGAUCCGACGGUGGACGACGUGAUAUCGUGGAGCAACGACGGCACGACGUUCAUCGUCUGGCGGCCGGCGGACUUCUCCCGCGAUCUCCUCCCCAAAUACUUCAAGCACAAUAACUUCUCCAGCUUCGUCCGCCAACUCAACACCUAUGGAUUCCGCAAGGUCGUACCCGAUCGAUGGGAGUUCGCGAACGAUUGCUUCCGGAGAGGCGAAAAGAGCCUCCUUUGUGACAUCCAGCGGAGGAAGAACGCGAUGCCGGUGACUUCGUCGUCCACCGCCGGCGUCGUGGCCGUCUCGGCGACGAGUCGGACCUUGUCGCCGAUGAAUUCGGGGGAGGAACAGGUUGUGUCGUCGAACUCCUCCGGGCCGGCCCCGCCAGCGGCGGACUUGACGGAGGAGAACAAACGAUUGCGGAAGGAGAACGAACGACUCUCCCGCGAGUUGGCCCAGAUGCGGAAAAUAUGUGACGAGAUCGCGGGGCUGGUAUCGAGUUACGCGUCGAAGGGACAGGACAGCGACAGAGAAACGGCGGAGUUGGAGGAGCUCGCCGCGGCGACACUGCUGGAGUUGAUGCCGAUGGCGCCGGCGUGUGACAAAAAAAGGGUAGAGGAGCGGCAGCCGGAGGAGGAGGUGGAGUCCGCGAGUGCCGAGGCGGCUUCAUCGUCUCCGAGGAAAAACCUGAAGUUGUUCGGGGUGUCGAUAGGGAUAAAGCGAUCUUCAGAGGACGAUGACGACAGCGCUCCACCGAAGGAUGAGUCAACGGAGGAGUUGCCGGAGUCGGUCCUCUACCGCCCUCGGCCGAAGCGGAGGGGAUGCAGCGGGUCGUACUCGUAAGGGUUCGGCCAGUUCGGCGACGUCAGGUACGACGAGGGGGCACGUGAAUUUGGAAGGUGUUGAUCACGUGCUUCGGAUGACACCUAUGAAAUUAGGUGACCAUUAUAUCAUAUUACUAUAAUAAUAAUAAUAUUAUUAUUAUUAUUAUUAUUAUUUUCGUGUUUUGGACAUACAAAAAUGUAUAUUAGACGUUUUCUUGUACAGUAAGUGAAAUGAUUUUUGCAACAUUUU
Zingiber officinale is the source of this 1307-nucleotide messenger RNA. RefSeq names its product heat stress transcription factor B-2b-like. Gene Ontology annotation, biological process: regulation of transcription by RNA polymerase II. Gene Ontology annotation, cellular component: nucleus. The record is from RefSeq and is a predicted model, not a curated record. Gene Ontology annotation, molecular function: RNA polymerase II cis-regulatory region sequence-specific DNA binding; DNA-binding transcription factor activity. The transcript has 2 exons. Bases 156 to 1076 code for a protein of 306 amino acids. NCBI's taxonomy places the organism in Eukaryota, Viridiplantae, Streptophyta, Magnoliopsida, Zingiberales, Zingiberaceae.